CAAGCUCGAAUGUUUAUUCCACCCGCUUUUGGAGAGAAAAACCAGGUCCGGCAGAAGGGAAAGGCGGUGGCCGUACUGCUGAGGACAGAGAAGAAGCUGGUGCAGGCUUGUUGGAAGUGCUAUUCAGGAAGAUACGGCAACUCUGAGGAAAACAGAUUGUGAUUUGUCUCUCCUGUCAUAGCAGCGCAAAGGAUAGCAAUGAAAAGUGGCUGAAGCGAACCGAGCAGGUUAGCUGUUAUCCACGUCACACGGGGGCAUUUUCUGCAAGACACCCGGCCGGCCGGCGCCAUGGAGCAGGAAGGCACAGUCGACUUCAAAUCCUUGCAGGCAAAGUUUCAGCAGGAAGGUACCUUGAGACAAAUAAUGAGUAAACCUGCCAUUCCAGAGAAGCCAAAAGUUGUUCCUCCUUCUGGGUCUCGCAAUUCUCUCCUGAACUCCAUCAACAUUGCAGUUGAGAACAAGAUGCCUGUCAUACCCAGGGUGGUCUUCAAAGAAGACAAGAAAGAGUUCAACAACAAGCAAACGCAGUCCACCCCAGGGCCCUUCAAAGUCAAAAAUGCUGUUAAAGAGCCCACCUCGAACACAGAAGUGGCAGACAACAUCCAGAAGAAAGAGGGAGACAUCGUGAAGCAGGCCUUCAAGGAUAAAAAGCCAUCUAUUGUGCCCCCAGUGUCUGUGUUGGAGGAGAAUUCCAACCCAAAACUUGACCCAGUGUCUCCAGUUCACAGUCCCACUCCUGAAAAGGCAGUCCUGCCUUCAAAACCAACCAAAACCUUAAGUAUAGGAAAAGAAUUUUCUCAAAAAACUGAGGGUUCUCUGAAACUGAGCUCAACUUCAGAACCACAAGCUACAACACCGGCACAGAUUAGUGUGGAAGACCCAAAGCCCGACGGUGGAAACUUUCUGUCUGAGAUAAGGCAACCCACAGAACCGCAGUCUCCCACUUCUUAUAGUUCAGCUCAAAGCCCUCUUCCUAAGAAAGCAGCACAGCCUGCAAAUUUCACCAGAAUUGAAAGUCCAAUAAAGGACAUUUCUCAGAUCACUGAGGGUUCUACUAAACCUAUCUCAGCUUCAGUACCAACGGCUAGAACACAGGCACAGAUUGGUGCAGAAGGCCCAAAGUUUGAGAAUGGAAACUUCUAUGAGAUAAGUCCACCUUCAGAACUACAAUCAUCCAGUUUUUACAGUUCCGUCAAGCCCACAGAAGGAAAGCCUUUAAGUGUUUCUUCAGUGGUUAAGACUUCUCCUUGUGAUCGUCGUGUUCUGAAGGCCUUGGAAAAAGCUAAGCAGAAAGCCUCUGUCAAAAAUGUACCCCUUAAUGAGGGUCUGUCAAACUUAGAAAACAUUACUAAACUGCACCCUGAGAUCCCUCCUGUCGACUACGAACACUCUCUUGCAGGGGGCAGCUCCAAACAACUGUCAAACCUCCCUUUGAUCUCUGACAUGUCUGUUCCACCAGCUAUUGAGGUUAAUGGCCCCUCUCAAAAACUCAAAGUUACAGCUCUUAAAAACCCGACUCUUGAUGACCCACUUGAUACAACAGGACUGAAAGCUCCAGAGGGAUUUGACACCCCAGACUUUGAGACUUCAGAAUUCCCAGACUUUGACACAUCUAAAUUUGAAGCUGCAGAGUGUCAGGGUGUAUUUGUUCCACAUCAUGAAAGUGUGCAGCAUGGGGCUGUGGAACACUGGACCGUCAACCAUAGGGAUCUGAAAUAUCCAGAAGCUCCACAUCAUCCAAAUGGUGGAGUUCUGCAAGAGGAGGUUUCUGUGAGUGAGACACCUGAAGCUGAAGCUGCCAGCACUGCAAUCCUGCACUCAGUAACCAAUACACAGUCAAUACCCCGUGCACUGCAUGAGCAGAGCGGUUAUGAGCAUUCUGUCGCUCACGAAAGCACUGACAAAGGCAGCAAGUCCCACAAAGGUCAGACCACACGGAAACGCAAAGUCUCCAUCAAAAAUCCCUAUGCUGAUAGUAAGGCAGUGAAUGAAAACUCUUCAAAAGGCUCAUGGCUCCGUGGUUCAAAGCAUGACAAGAGUGAGCGGAAGGGAAGCCCAGAAGGACCUUCUGACAAAGAGCUGAAGAAGAAAGAAAAACAACGUCUGGAGAAAGAGAAGAAGGAACAGAAGGAACGGGAGAAGAAGGAAAACGAAAUGAAAAAGAAGUUUAAAAUCACUGGACAGGAGGAAGCCAUGUAUCAGGCCGAAGUUAUUGCAGCAAGCAAGGGCCGUAAAAAUGGCCUUCCUGUGAAGAUCGGUGAGACUGUCAGCAUUAUCCGUACCACCAACUGCCCUAAAGGGAUGUGGCUGGCCAAGGACAGCAACAACAAGUAUGGUUACAUCCCAGUGAAAAAUGUUGAGCUGGACGUUAAGGAGAUGGUUGAGCUGGGGAAGAAGGCUACACAGGCUAAGGGUCACACUACCGUGGAUGGAGAAGCCAUCAGCAACAGCAGCAGAAACUCCAACCAUAAACCCUUGUCCACUGGCAGCUUUUCAGACGAGAGUGAGGAAUGGACAGGAGAUGAAGAGGAGCCCAUGUCUCCCACUGAGAACAGAGAAAACGUUUUUGAUGAGCCCAAGAUGCGGAGCCCGGCGAAGGUGGGAGGGCGCCAGCAGGACGGCACUACAAACAACAGCAGUACGCAAGCGGGACAUGAGGCAGUUCGGAAACUGGAAACUUUCUUCAAUCACCAGGAUGUGAACAGUGGCAUUAUAGAAAAUGUUGCCAAUGUUACUAAAAUAAAACCUGAAGAACCAAGUGUUAAACAUUCUAAAGAGGAAGCAACCUCCCUCAGAGAGCAGGAAGGAGAUUCAGAGCUGCUGGACAUGAUGAUCCUACCGCCUCCGGAACUCUACGCAGACAGUUAAUGUGGGAAGAACUUUGUGGAAUGAAGACAGAUUGAAAUCCAUCUUCUUCACAGCUGUUGUUAUGUUAUGGACUGUUAAGGUGGAGGAACAUUUAACUCAACACAUGAGUGGAAAUGUAUUUCAUCAGGUUAGGAGAACAAUACUCCAUUGUAUCACUGACGAAGAACAUCACAACUUUUUUCUGCUAGUCUACUUUUAUGUUCGGAUGACAUGGCAAUGAGAGUGGAGGAAUUUUGUUUUAAUGAGAUGCAGCAACAGACUGUACAGGUAGAACAGCUUUUGCCAAUCAUGAGAUUCACUGAGGCAUGGGAAGCAAACAAAGUUUCUCUGACUGCAUGAAUCUGCUCGUGACAGAAUUCAAAACACACGCUGAGUGCAGAACUCCAUGACAGUGAAUAUCAAAUAAAUACAGACUGGAAAACUAAAUUUUUCUCCACUUCACUUUUAGGACAUUUUCACCGCAAACUCCCUUUUUCUUCUGAUAUAGACCAUUCCAUUCUUUGCAAGACAUGGAAUUCUGUUUGUAGCAACAGAAGAAUCUUUGUGUCUAUAUGAUUUUGCCAAUGCAGUGAACUAAUUGUUCUAUUAAUUUAGUGAGAAAGAUUUUUUUUCUAGUUAUAUUGAACAUGUAAAUCAUAAAACAAGUAUUUAUAAAAGUAUUAAUAAUGAAGGUGAAACAAGCAUAUGGUGACAUAUUGCACUAUUUUUCAUCAUCGACCUAAAAUCAACAGGACCAUGUUUUUGUGUCAUUGGUCAAAAAUAGUAAAUGUAUUUGUUUUCUUAAAAUACUUGCUAAUUGAAUGUGAAAUAAAAAGACCUGUCAUUGAUUUUGGAACUUCCUGCAUGCUCUUUCGAACAUCCCAUCAGGUAACGAACAGAUAUGAGCAAGCCUGGCGUCAACUAGUAAUGAAAACUAAUGGGAGAUUUGUAACCCAACAAAAAA
Messenger RNA from Scleropages formosus (Asian bonytongue), 3811 nucleotides. RefSeq lists its product as uncharacterized. The coding region runs from base 289 to 2868 and encodes 859 amino acids. The record is from RefSeq and is a predicted model, not a curated record. Gene Ontology annotation, cellular component: plasma membrane. The transcript has 18 exons. Gene Ontology annotation, molecular function: protein binding. NCBI's taxonomy places the organism in Eukaryota, Metazoa, Chordata, Actinopteri, Osteoglossiformes, Osteoglossidae. Gene Ontology annotation, biological process: T cell receptor signaling pathway; integrin-mediated signaling pathway; protein localization to plasma membrane.